ACAGAAUUUUUGGUUUCACAGAGGUACAACAAUUUGGAGUAGGCCAGGCGAGGCAACAAAUUUGUGGGCAUGGCGGACAAAUGAAUAUCACCGCAAUGGUCUCUCAGCCUUCCCUUAAUAAAUGGGGCGGAAAAUGCACUAAAAAAACAAAGCCCUAGAAACCAUGUUUGAAAUGUACAAUUUUUGCAAAUUGUCCUGAGGAAUGAGGAUAUAUUCAAGGGUUGCUAUUGAACCUUAGGUAUGCUCAGGUUCCUUUUCUUCCUCUCUUAAAUAAGUUAAAUGUAAUUCUUGUCUUGCUGCAAUUCCUUUCAAUUGGAUAAUAAUCAAUUGAUGCACUUGAUUAAUUCAUUAUUUAUUUUAUGAAUUCAUGAAUGAAUACCAAAUAGAUCAAUAUCUGUUGUUUAUCUAGCAUCAUUUGAUGUUUCUCCAAAGCCAUGGACACUGAAAACAAUCCCACAGACAAUAGAUUUGUUAUAUUAUAAAGGUGUAUUAUGUGCAAUCCUAACCAUAUUUUGAUCCUAAUACGUUUUGUGUGUGUCAGGGAAAGAAGAAGACGUAAAAGGAUUUGAUGUAGGCAGAAGGGAAGGAAGUAUCCUUGGAUCUGUAACAAUCCUCAAUAAGGUUUGUGCAUAUCCGAGGGGAAGAUAGGAAUGGAGAAUGGUCUUGAAAAUGAAAACCCUUUGAAGCCCCUCAAGGCUAUCCCCGACAAUGGCGUUGAUGAUGAUCAGCAGCUUCUUGAAGGCACACCAACAUCUUCUGGUUCCUCUUCACCUUCGACCUCACCUUCCGCGUCCUCAUCUCCUUCUUCUUCUUCUUCGUCGUCGUCUUUUGAAGACGAAUCAGUCGAUCCCGAAAAACCUCAGCACUCACCUACCCCUGAAUCUUUAUCGUGUCCUGACAUUUCAACCCAUACACCUCAAUGGAGCAUGAUGAGCGGUUCUCCUAGUAAUAGCUCUCUCUUAUCAUCAUUCCCAGAAAAUCGAUCGCUUCCAUCAAUCCCAUCUGUGACGGGGCAACCUGCAGGGUAUGAUCCCAAUCGUAUCCCGCUUACCGUGUUUGACAGCAGCAGGUCCAAUGCACCAGGAAUGGAUUGGAGUGUUGCUUCAACUGAGUCGUUGUUCAGCAUUCACAUGGGUAAUGCUAGCUUUUCUAGAGAACAUGCUCUUCUUAUGAUGAACAAGUCCGGUGAGCUCAUAAAAACCGAAGAUGGGACUGCUUUGUUUUCUUCUGAAGCUACUAAGUAUGGCAACGAUCGUAAGAGCUUCUCCUCUACACUUCCUCCAGUUAUGGAAGGUGGGGCUCUAGAUAAUGAAGAGAAGAGUGAGGCUUUACCAGUGCCACUGGAAUCCCAUGUUGAAAGUCCAAAGCCAGUUUCCCCUAAGCAAAAACCAGAAUCGAGUAGCAAAAUUGCAGCGUCUAGUGAAAUCCAUUCAUUUGCUAUUAACUCUGCAAACACGUCAGAUGGAAGAAGUGGAACUGCUACUGGUCUAAAUGCCCCACGGCUUUCUGAUGAGAGUGGGACGAGCAGCAGUUCCUUUGCUUUCCCAUUGCUGGUGAACGAUGGUGGAAAUGCUGCGUCAUUGAAAUCGGUGCCCGAAAAAGCAGAACCAGAACAGCUAGAGUCACAAUCACAGGAAGGAAACUCAAAAGAAGAGCCGAGAGAGGCUGAGACCAGUUGGUUCUCAUACUUGUUUUGUUUGAGGCGCUGUUCCUGAUAUAUAGAGGGGGCUCUUAAAUCUUUUGUAAAGAUUUUUUCAAAAAAGUCAUCUGAUGUGCGUGCUAGAACUCCUAGAAGUUUUGGAAGUCGGAGACUGGAGGUGGCUAACUUCAUUAUACAUUUGUAUAACAUUUUUUGUGCAUGUCGGGGACAUAUAUAUAUAGGGAAUGAGUUGGGUAUUGAAUCUGCAUGGUGCAUUCAAGCUUCAAUUGGUUGAAUAUCAAUUAGGAACUAUGAUGAAUUAAGAAGUAAUGCUUUCACACA
Cuscuta epithymum is the source of this 1981-nucleotide messenger RNA. Lineage: Eukaryota; Viridiplantae; Streptophyta; Magnoliopsida; Solanales; Convolvulaceae. The record is from the annotation of a GenBank genome assembly.